AUGUUAGGCCGAAUUUCUGUUGUAAAGUUGCAGGCAUUAGCCUCUGAGUUGAAGGCGGGUUUCACAGAAGCAAUGCAGGAGCUGUCGCGAAUCCAGCAUGGCGAGUACGCCCUGGAGGAGAAGGUCAAGAGCUGCCGCUGUGCCAUGGAAGAGAAAGUGGCUGAGAUGAAGAAUUCCCUCAACACCUUCAAGGAGGAGCUCAGCGAUGCGAAGUCAAUGAUUGAAGAAAUCAGUGCCAAGCAGGAGGAAAUGCAACAGAAGAUUGAGCAGCUGCAGCAAGAGAAGCGGCGGGAAUCACGGAAAGUGAAAGCUAAAAGAGCACAGAAGGAUGAUCAUGGGUCACAGACAGUGCCUACACCUCUUCAGGGCAGCCCAUUUCGAUCCAUUAACCUCCCAGAACCUGUGCUGAUCAAUGAAGAUUUUACAAGUCUUUUACACAACGUGACUUACGAAAAAGUGUCUGACACCAGGAUCAUGCCAAUGGGAGAAGGAAGUGUGAAAGUCGUAGCAGGUCCAGGAGCAACCAUGGAGACAGAUGACAGCCUCAAGCCUCCCUUGGCAACCGAGGGGCAGUCGAAAGCGCACCUGCCAUCGACAGUGUGGAAGCAGCCCAAGGACACCAAGGACUGGGGUGAUGAAUACAUUUCCAAAGAGCAGCCGGAGAGAGGGAAAGACAUGGGCCAAAGCAGAUACAGCUCAGCAGACAACAUUAUAUGCGAACCCUCUUUGGCUGCCAAAAGGCAGAACAUCGCUUUGGAGCUGCUGGAGUCCGAAAGGAAAUAUGUCAUCAACCUUUCCCUAAUCCUGAAGAUCAAGGCGACGUUGCAAGGGCCAGAUGUGAAAAGAAGCACCAAAGAGAGAAGUUUCUUCCCCAACUCUUUGCGGUACCUGGUCCAGCAGCAUGUCGAUUUACUUCACGCUCUACAGGAGCGAGUCCUGAGCUGGCCACGACAAGGGAUCCUGGGAGACAUCUUCCUGAAAUUAACAAACGAUGAGAAUAAUUUUCUGGACUACUAUGUUGCUUACCUGAGGGACCUGCCGGAAUGCAUCUCUCUGAUUCACGUGGUGAUCCUGAAGGAGGUAGAAGAAGAAAUCAAGUCGGAUCUCUACAUUUUGUUCUUCCAUAUAGUCCAGCGAAUCCCUGAAUACCUUAUUCAUCUACAGAAUGUCCUGAAGUUCACGGAGCAAGAGCAUCCUGACUAUUACCUGCUGCUGGUGUGUGUGCAGCGCCUCCGGGUUUUCAUCUCACACUAUAGCCUCCUCUUCCAAUGCAAUGAAGACCUGCUUAUACAGAAGAGGAAAAAGUUGAAGAAGUCAUCCCUGGUCAAGUUGUACAAAGGUCUCACCUCUCAGUGUACAAGCCAAGAGGUUUCUCCAACGCCCAGUGCGGCAUCUAUCCGUGACAGCGGGAUCCACUCUGAAGAGACAAUACAGUCAUUCCCACCAGCACCUUCCUCUGGCACGACAACCCCGCAUUUGAUGCCCCAGAUGAAGAAACCCCAGCCAACCGUGAUGGAGAACAUCCAGGCUGUAAAGCCCCCUGAUUGGGAAAUGGAAAGUAGAAAACAUGAGAGGCCAGAGAACAUCCUUGCAUCCUCUCAGCUCACAGAGCAGGAACUCAAGGCUCUGACAGCCCCCUUACAAUCCAUCCCUGAAAUGGAGUAUGAAGCACCACCAGCCGACGCAGUGGGAAACCCUGAGAGAGCCAUCAGGACCUCUGUGGAGCUGCUGCAGGAUGCGAGGAACUUUGCGCCGAGCUAUGAAGAGUUUGACUACCCUGGGGAGGUUUUCACCCUGCCAGGCCCCUACGAAGAUGAUGCCUUCCAAAACCUCGCUCUCUUUGAGAAUUGCUCCCCGGCCUCUUCUGAAUCCAGCUUAGACAUUUGCUUCCUUAGGCCUGUUAACUUCACAUCAGAACCAGAGAGGACUGAUCAUGCCUUACAGCCAUUGCCUAAGAGCUGCACUCCUGUAAGCAGCAGUACUUACAAGCGUGAGAUGUUCCACAGCAAAGGCAAGCAGCUGAGCAGGUCUCUGAAGGAGCUGCCAAGGAGCGCUGAGGGCGUGAGCACCAGACUCUACAGCACACGGAGCAGCAGUGGGAGCCGGCUGCAGCAGAAGCAGGAGAGGAAUGUCCAGCCUCACAUGAUCUCAGCCUCAUCUCGAAGCUCCCAAAGGAGCUACUUCCCCCCUCAGAGAGCAGCGGGUGAAAAACAGAGCUUUUUGGAAGAGCUCCAUGCAGAAGACAACACCAGGUUCUGCCAGAAGGAUGACAAUGAGCAAACAUCCUUCAGCGACCACAACCCACGGCACGAGCCCAAGGGGGGUUUCCGGAGCUCCUUCCGCAAGCUCUUCAAAAAGAAAUAAGCAGCCCC
Charadrius vociferus (killdeer) is the source of this 2372-nucleotide messenger RNA. It is a transcript of the gene ARHGEF33, whose product is annotated as Rho guanine nucleotide exchange factor (GEF) 33. Gene Ontology annotation, molecular function: guanyl-nucleotide exchange factor activity. The record is from RefSeq and is a predicted model, not a curated record. Lineage: Eukaryota; Metazoa; Chordata; Aves; Charadriiformes; Charadriidae. The coding region runs from base 1 to 2364 and encodes 787 amino acids. The transcript is spliced from 14 exons.